Molecule: messenger RNA, 3698 nt
Organism: Vicugna pacos (alpaca)
Lineage: Eukaryota; Metazoa; Chordata; Mammalia; Artiodactyla; Camelidae
Gene: CSE1L
Product: chromosome segregation 1 like
Biological process (GO): protein import into nucleus; protein export from nucleus
Cellular component (GO): cytosol; nuclear envelope
Molecular function (GO): small GTPase binding; nuclear export signal receptor activity
Source: RefSeq, a predicted model, not a curated record
CCCGCUCACGCAUGCGCCCUGGCCGCAGCCUCGCCGCCGCGCCAUUUUGCCGGGGUUUGAAUGUGAGGUGGAGCGGUGGCAGGGGUGGGUAGUGCCGACUACAGUCCGCGGCUCAGAUUCCCUUCUCCGUUCCCGUAUCCCUACGAGGUUCCAUGGCAAUGGAGCUCAGCGAUGCUAAUUUGCAAACGCUAACGGAAUAUUUAAAGAAAACUCUUGAUCCUGAUCCUGCCAUCAGACGUCCAGCUGAGAAGUUUCUUGAAUCUGUAGAAGGAAAUCAGAAUUACCCACUGCUGCUUUUAACAUUACUGGAGAAAUCCCAGGAUAAUGUUAUCAAAGUAUGUGCCUCAGUAACAUUCAAGAACUAUAUUAAAAGAAACUGGAGAAUUGUUGAAGAUGAACCAAACAAAAUUUGUGAAGCCGACCGAGUAGCCAUUAAAGCCAACAUAGUACACUUGAUGCUUAGCAGCCCGGAGCAAAUUCAGAAGCAGUUAAGUGAUGCUAUUAGCAUUAUUGGCAGAGAAGAUUUCCCUCAGAAAUGGCCUGAUUUGUUGACAGAAAUGGUGAAUCGCUUUCAGAGUGGAGAUUUCCAUGUUAUUAAUGGAGUCCUUCGUACAGCACAUUCUUUAUUUAAAAGAUAUCGUCAUGAAUUUAAGUCAAACGAGUUAUGGACUGAAAUUAAACUUGUUCUGGAUGCCUUUGCUUUGCCUUUGACUAACCUAUUUAAGGCCACUAUUGAACUCUGCAGCACCCAUGCAAAUGAUGCCUCUGCCCUGAAGAUUCUUUUUUCUUCCCUGAUCCUAAUCUCAAAACUAUUCUACAGUUUAAACUUUCAGGAUCUCCCUGAAUUUUUUGAAGAUAAUAUGGAAACUUGGAUGAACAAUUUUCAUACCCUCUUGACGUUAGAUAAUAAACUUCUACAAACUGAUGAUGAAGAGGAAGCAGGCUUAUUGGAGCUCUUAAAAUCCCAGAUUUGUGAUAAUGCUGCACUCUAUGCACAAAAAUAUGAUGAAGAAUUUCAGCGGUACCUGCCUCGUUUUGUCACAGCCAUCUGGAAUUUACUAGUUACAACAGGUCAAGAGGUUAAAUAUGACUUGUUGGUAAGUAAUGCAAUUCAGUUUCUGGCUUCGGUUUGUGAGAGACCUCACUAUAAGAAUCUGUUUGAGGACCAGAACACGCUGACAAGCAUCUGUGAAAAGGUUAUUGUGCCUAACAUGGAAUUUAGAGCUGCUGACGAAGAAGCCUUUGAAGAUAAUUCUGAGGAGUACAUAAGAAGAGAUUUGGAAGGAUCUGAUAUUGAUACUAGACGCAGGGCUGCUUGUGAUCUAGUACGAGGAUUAUGCAAGUUUUUUGAGGGACCCGUGACAGGAAUCUUCUCUGGUUAUGUUAAUUCCAUGCUGCAGGAAUAUGCAAAAAAUCCAUCUGUCAACUGGAAACACAAAGAUGCAGCCAUUUACCUAGUGACAUCUUUGGCAUCAAAAGCUCAAACACAGAAGCAUGGAAUUACACAAGCGAAUGAACUUGUAAACCUGACUGAGUUCUUUGUGAAUCACAUUCUCCCUGAUUUAAAAUCAGCUAAUGUGAAUGAAUUUCCUGUUCUUAAAGCUGAUGGUAUCAAAUACAUUAUGAUUUUUAGGAAUCAAGUACCAAAAGAGCACCUUUUACUCUCUAUUCCUCUCUUGAUUAAUCAUCUUCAAGCUGAAAGUAUUGUUGUUCAUACUUACGCAGCACAUGCUCUGGAGAGACUGUUUACUAUGAGAGGCCCAAACAACGCCACCCUCUUUACAGCUGCAGAAAUCGCACCGUUUGUUGAGAUUCUGCUAACAAACCUUUUCAAAGCUCUCACACUUCCUGGCUCUUCAGAAAAUGAAUAUAUUAUGAAAGCUAUCAUGAGAAGUUUCUCCCUCCUCCAAGAAGCCAUAAUCCCCUACAUCCCUACGCUUAUCACUCAGCUUACACAGAAGCUGCUAGCUGUUAGUAAGAACCCAAGCAAACCUCACUUUAACCACUAUAUGUUUGAAGCAAUAUGUUUAUCCAUAAGAAUUACUUGCAAAUCUAACCCUGCCGCUGUUGUGAAUUUUGAGGAGGCUUUGUUUCUGGUGUUCACAGAAAUUUUACAAAAUGAUGUACAAGAAUUUAUUCCAUAUGUCUUUCAAGUGAUGUCUUUGCUUCUGGAAACACACAAAAAUGAUAUCCCGUCUUCCUAUAUGGCCUUAUUUCCUCAUCUCCUUCAGCCAGUACUUUGGGAAAGAACAGGAAAUAUUCCUGCCCUAGUGAGGCUUCUCCAGGCAUUCUUAGAGCGCGGUUCAAAUACAAUAGCAAGUGCUGCUGCCGACAAAAUUCCUGGGUUAUUAGGUGUCUUCCAGAAGCUGAUUGCAUCCAAAGCCAAUGACCACCAAGGUUUUUAUCUUCUAAAUAGUAUAAUAGAGCAUAUGCCUCCUGAGUCAGUUGACCAGUACAGGAAGCAAAUCUUCAUCCUACUAUUCCAAAGACUUCAGAAUUCCAAAACAACAAAGUUUAUCAAGAGUUUCUUAGUCUUUAUUAAUUUGUACUGCAUAAAAUAUGGGGCGUUAGCACUGCAGGAAAUAUUUGAUGGUAUACAACCAAAAAUGUUUGGAAUGGUUUUGGAAAAAAUCAUUAUUCCUGAAAUUCAGAAAGUAUCUGGAAAUGUAGAGAAAAAGAUUUGUGCAGUUGGCAUAACCAAAUUACUAACAGAAUGUCCCCCAAUGAUGGACACAGAGUAUACCAAGCUGUGGACUCCUUUAUUGCAGUCUCUGAUUGGCCUUUUUGAGUUACCUGAAGAUGACACCAUUCCUGAUGAAGAACAUUUUAUUGACAUAGAAGAUACACCAGGAUACCAGACUGCCUUCUCACAGCUGGCGUUUGCCGGGAAGAAAGAACAUGAUCCUGUAGGUCAGAUGGUCAACAACCCCAAAAUCCACCUGGCACAGUCACUUCACAAAUUGUCUACUGCCUGUCCAGGAAGGGUUCCAUCAAUGGUUAGCACCAGCCUCAACGCAGAAGCGCUCCAGUAUCUCCAAGGAUACCUUCAGGCGGCUAGUGUGACACUGCUUUGAACUGUUCUUUGAAUUGGCUCCUUAGUCCAGGAUGGUUUCUGAGGACAUCAUGUAGACUUCUGAGCACAGCUGCGUGAAAAAACAAAGCAAGUUUUCGUUUUGAACUUGUCACAAAUUCCCUCUUGUAAAGAAUAUUAAAUGUUGCUUUAAGCUGAACCUUGACAAAUUAGGUGGUUUGUGUGAUCAUAAAUAUAAGUGGGUGACUUUUUCAGUUUGCAGCUAUAAACACAAGUAUUACUAGUUCAGUGUACGACAUUGAUUUGAGCAUUUGCACUGUUUGGGUAAUUUUAAAAUUCUGACAGACACUGACUGUGGAGACAUUUUGUCUUACUAAAUCCUUUGAGGUUGUUGCCAUUCGUAUUUCUCUUGUCCUUUGUAUUUUUGUCUGUUUCCUUAAGCUUUUAUUGGAAAUGUGAGUAAGCAAAGAAAUCACUUGUGUAACUUGCCAGGAAAUGCACAUAUCAUAGUUUUAAACCUGUUAUCAGCAAUAAAAAAAAAAAGCCCUAAUAUGUACCUAAGAACAUCUUAAGGACAGGUUUUUGGUGCUGGUAUUUUUAUAAUGAAGUUUCUUUAAAUCUUUCCUCUCCUGGACUCCAUAAAAUCAUAAUUUCUAAAUAAUUCAAA